GAUAUGGUACUUCACUUCUGGAGCAGCCUUCAGGAAGCGUUCUUGCCAUUACUCAUAGCACCACUGUGUGUGACAUUAUCUCUGUGUGGGACGACUAUCUCUACGCGGCGAUGCAGGAGAUUCUGACUCCCAGAGAGAUCCAGGAACUACCGCAAAGUUUUCAACAGGAACUCAGCCUUUUUACAAGCCAGCUUCCCGACUGGCUCCGCAGUGUUAUUCCAGCUUCGCUAUUGCGGCAAACAAAGAUUCAAGUGCUUCAGGAAUGGACCAAGGUUUUCAGGCGGGAGAUGUCGUUUACAAAGCUGGCGCAGUCAUGCCGAAGCGUGCUAUCGAACGCCUGCUACACCCAGCGCAUGUUGGAAGAUUUGAGCAAGCUUGUCAUGGAUGAAACCGUCGAAGAAGCCUUCGCCUGUCUUCAAAACGGCAGAACGGCGUCAGCCCUAGGAGUUGCUGAGUUGCUCUCGCUCUUGAAGAAGCACGCCUCAGUUGAAGACCUGACGGAAUGGAUGGACAUGGCUCUCGACAAUGUCGUUACGGAAACAGGACACAGUGGCACCAUACAUAGUCGAAGCAAUGUAUACAGAGAUUUCAUGCUCUCCUGGAUGCUGCUUUUCUCAGCCAUCAUGAGGCAUUUGACCCUGUCCAGGGCUCAGAGCUUCGGCCAUGUCCACAUGUUACGCGUCAUGAUAGAGGAGUACAUGCUACUCGCGUUCGAGACGUCCGUUAGUAAAGAAGCCAGACUGCAAAGGCAAGAGAAGCUGCUAACAUGCACCAAAGAUCCAGAUGCUGUACGCACAAGAAUGGCAACUUCAUACGCAGCUCUGAGUCUUCAACGCACAUGCUGAAUUCGUACCCAGCAAGUUCUUGUCAGCAGUGUUGCUGGUACAAA
Messenger RNA from Dermacentor silvarum, 889 nucleotides. RefSeq names its product DNA-binding protein RFX6-like. The transcript is spliced from 9 exons. Gene Ontology annotation, biological process: regulation of transcription by RNA polymerase II. The record is from RefSeq and is a predicted model, not a curated record. Gene Ontology annotation, molecular function: DNA-binding transcription factor activity, RNA polymerase II-specific; RNA polymerase II cis-regulatory region sequence-specific DNA binding. The coding region runs from base 111 to 845 and encodes 244 amino acids. NCBI's taxonomy places the organism in Eukaryota, Metazoa, Arthropoda, Arachnida, Ixodida, Ixodidae.